AUGAGCGACAACAUCAGCGUUUUCACAGACUACAUUCUAUUAUUUGGAUCAUCUGGUUUGGCAGGAAGAGGCACCUUAGAAAACUUGCUGGACAUAAACUUUUACAUUAAGAAUGUUUCUGAUCUACAAGAUAAACUUGAUAGUCUGAAAGAAAUAAAAGAGGAUGUUGUGUUGAAUAAACAUGUUUUUUGUAUCAAUAGAAGGAAUGUCACAGAGCAAAAAUCAUUUUUAAAGACCAUUGAUUAUGUAAACAUGAAAUCAAUUACUUGGAAAGGUGGCAGAUACUACUUAAGAAGCAGAACAGCUAAUGACAAUGGGAGAGAAACGUCUAGCACUGAUACGUUUUUCUAUGAUAAUUUUGAAGAGGGAUUCAUUAGAGGUGCGGCGUAUGAGGGACAAAAAGGCAAUUUUUCCUUUGCCUAUAAUCAGAAACAGUUUAGUUACUCAUUACAUUAUGCAUGCAGAAAAGAGGAAAGCUUUGGAAUCAAGUAUAAUUUUACUGUGACGCAAUUGAUUAUUCCUCCCUCUGAAAGCUGGCCAAGAUUGCUUUCACGCAUUUUCUCGAAAGAGCAAAAGCUGGAGAAGUUUGAUAUUGACAACAAAACUUAUGUUGCCGAUAAAAGUUUACCAAGUCUGCGUGAUAUUGGUACCAUGGUGUGUACCUUGGGCUCUACUUCAGCUAGAGUGCGGAGAACUCAAGUACCAAAUUCUUUUGUAGACUACCACUUGGUUUUUUCUUUAGCACAAGAAUUUGCAAAUACCACGAAUAAAAGAUUGGUGGUUGUAACUUCCUUCAACAAUGACUUGCUUAUGAGAACUUUCGAAUAUUUUAGAAUAAAAGCCAAACUGGAGAACGAUUUGGAGGAAGCUUUGCCAAAUAAGCUAAAAGAACUUGUUAUUUUGAGACCAGGUCCAAUGUGUGGACAACAUGGAGAUCCUGUAAACGUCAAAUUGGAUGUACAAGAAAACCCAACUUUUUCGGAGAGAAUCCUAUAUUAUCCUCGAUAUGUUUUGAAAUAUAAGAAGCAAUAUAUUAGCGAAGCUAGGAAGGUUGGUUUACGAACAAAGUUAAGUGAAUUGAUUGCUUCCAGUAUAUAUAGAAUGCCAGGAUCGGCAUUGUUAGGAUAUUCGGUUCCAGUUUCAAAAGUUUCUUAUGUUACGUCUUUGAAGGCAAUCGAAAAAAGAAGCAAAGAAGCCGGACCUAAGGUGGAAAUGAUUAAUAGUUAUCAAAUUGAUAUGAUUGCCUAA
Molecule: messenger RNA, 1248 nt
Organism: Saccharomyces kudriavzevii IFO 1802
Lineage: Eukaryota; Fungi; Ascomycota; Saccharomycetes; Saccharomycetales; Saccharomycetaceae
Gene: HIM1
Product: Him1p
Exons: 1
Coding region: 1-1248 (415 amino acids)
Source: RefSeq, a predicted model, not a curated record